Messenger RNA from Gasterosteus aculeatus aculeatus (three-spined stickleback), 5949 nucleotides. The record is from RefSeq and is a predicted model, not a curated record. NCBI's taxonomy places the organism in Eukaryota, Metazoa, Chordata, Actinopteri, Perciformes, Gasterosteidae.
UGGACUGCUGUCGAGUUGUGUAGCCGCCAACACCUGAAUCCCGGCACUGCACACCCUGAGCUGCUGUCGCCCGAGGGACACUCUUUGGGGUUCAAGCCCAACGCUCCGCUGGGCUCCCUGGACGUGGCCUGUGUCCUCAUCAAGGAGAAGGUCUGGGAGGACAGAGUGGUGCGCAGACCGGCGCCCAAAGUGCCAGAGAAAACUGUGCGUUUGAUGGUGAACUACCACGGCAGCCAGAAGGCAGUGGUACGAGUCAACCCGUUUGUACCACUACAGGCUCUGGUGCCAGUCAUCUGUGACAAGUGCGAGUUCGAGCCUGCACACGUGCUUCUCCUGAAGGACGGCAUCAGUCACCACGAGCUGCCGCUGGACAGAUCUCUGACCGAGCUGGGGAUCAAGGAGCUCUACGUACACAAUCAGAGUCUAGUUUUCCAGCAUAAAAGGGCUUCCGCUCCAACUCUUAACUACUCAGACUCCAUCAGCUCCAGUACUAAUAGUUUGAACAGAGCAGAGAAGAAAGGUCUCUUGGGUAUCUUUCAAUUCAGCAGAAGAAAAAACAGGACUGACACAACAUCUAUGGACACGGAUGAGUGUGAUGAUAAAGUUAUCCAAGUAACAGCCCCUCAAUCUAAUGGUCUGUCCACCGCGUCAGGGGUCCUCAGCGUAGAAGAUCGACCGAGCACCUUGGGCCAGUCUCAGUCCGUCAUGAACAUAUCGAGGAUGUCUCCCAAGGCUGAGACCAAGAAGAGGAGGGCCCCAGCACUACCCGCAGCCACAACAGCCACCACGGGACACGGUAGCUUUGGGGGCUACGAGAUGGGCCUCGGCUCAGAAAGCCAGCAGAGGAAGAGGAAGGCCCCAGCCCCUCCUCCCACCCCGGCUUCGAUCUCCCCAGGCGCCGACGGCACCUCAACCUCUGCCGUUUCCUCCCCUGUCAGCCCCGCUACCGAGACACCCAGCCCGGCCUUCUCUCAAUCGAACGCCGCCUCCGCCACCGCCGUGAAAAUAGCGAAACCGGUGAACCCUCCACCCGUGUGCUCUGCCAGCCCGACCCCCGGUUCCCCGACACCGAGCGGCAGCAGCGGCACCACCGACAGCCCGGCUGUGCAGGACUCCAGCUCCGAACUCAGCCACAGCCUCGACGACUCCGACCCGGACCAGGCCGCUUCGUACUGCAGCUCCCUCACCAGCAGCACGGCCAGCGGGUCCGUGCGGCUCCAGCCCGCUGUGAAAAGCUCCGGCCGAAGGGCGGAGGCGGAGGCAUCGGAAAAGGCCAAGUCGAGCCGAGAAGCGACCUCAGCGAGCAGCUCCAGGUCGGAGAGCGAGACGGCCCUAAACGUGAAACUGGACGACGUUGAGAACAACCGGCACAGCGCGAUGGGAGCCACUGAUCAACCGGCGCCACCCAAACCUCGUCGCACCGCGGCGCGGGAUCCUCCCCAUCUUGUCCUACCCCCUACUCUCCCCUCCCCUUCCAUUGCGCCCACAGAAAGCAACAGUCCCGAGGAGGCCGGGGAAGCAGGCCCCCAGUCUUGGCUACACUCCAUGCACGGCUCCGCAGCCAGUUUCCAGAAACCAGAAACCGAAACCCCCGAGGAGGAGACCGUGUCAUUGGGCAGCGGGGGCAGCAGCCUGCCCGACCAGGGCUAUGCUGCCUCCGAGGGCAUGGCGGAGGGGGAGGACUCGGGCAUCGUCAGCUGUCCGUCUGAAACCCAGCCCACAUCGCCAGACGGGAGUUUGUCUCAGGGUGGAAGGAGCGCAGGAGGAGGCAGACUGUCGGGCCCAAUGCGGGACAAUUCCAGUGACAGCGAUGAGGGAUGUGCCACCUGGGAAUCAAGGCACAGACACAAUAACAUUAGCCCACAGGCAAAGUCGGGCAGGUUGAAAGGCCACUAUGAAGACGACCCAGAGCUCACAGCACAGCUUCAUCAGACUUUAGCGGAUUUCGAAGCGGACCUUGCAGACCACAUAGAUAUCGCAUCAUCAAAGAAUACCCCCUAUACCUUGUCAACCGAUAGUAAUGAGGUGCCAGUGUCUGUAGUGGACAUGGAUGUCCCAGUCACAGCCAUAGAUGAAGUAUUGGAGGACUUUGAACGUCACGACACAACAUCGCUAACCCAGAUUCAGCCAGCUAGCAGAAACGGUCCAGGCCAGUCCAGUGUGAAGACACAGAACCAAAACAACAAUGCAUGUACAGCUGCUGAUCGUAAUAAAAGUAGCAGUGCAAAUAAUAAGCAGCCGUCUCGACCCAAACAGCAAAGGACGCCACUGGAGGAUAAGUCUAAAGCUGACAAAAAGGAAAAAAAGAUGCCGGGGACAAAAAUGAAGGAGAUGAUUACCACUGAUAGCAGCAGUGUGAAAGAGCAAAGAGCCACAUCGGCCGUUGACCCACGGAAACUCAGCAGGGACGCCGAAGUCAAACGUGAUCUUGUGAAAGGUAACGCUCAAUCUUUGCAAGAGAAGAAAUCUGUUGUCCCGCCAACCAGUCAGAGACCAUUUUCGCCGGGGGCGACCGAAGAGACGCACAGUGUUCACCCAAAUAACUCCAGCCCAACGGGUAAGAUCACUCGUAACGUCCCAUCGCGCUUUGGUAUGAAAACUUUCACUGUGGUGCCACUCAAACCCGCCGUGGUGCACGCCGCCACGGGACAGCCAGCCGACAAGCUAACCAUCGGCGCCAUUAAGAUCGACGAUCAAGGGAACAUGGUGAAAGGGGCUGUCUCGCGGAACAAAGUUGGCGGUUCGUCAGAGUCGUCAAUUAAUUCCAGCGAGGGGUCUCCUCUCCUUGGAAAAGCCAAAGCUUUCUGGAGUUCGAGUGAGAGACAGGAAAACCAUUUGCCCCGGUGCAGCAGCACAGACGGCCUGAAAGGGCCUUCACCUGCGAUCUCAGUUGCAACUUUGAAAGCAAGUAACGCUGAGGAUCAGAAAAUAACGCAGAAUUCAUUCUAUAAACAGGCAGAGAAAAUCCAGAUGGUCAAAGAAGAAGCCAAAGAGCCUGUGAGAGCCGUCAAAGUCACAAAAGAGGAAAGGGUAGAGGCGGAAAGCAAGAUCACAGUGUCCAAAAGUGUACAAGAGCCAAGUAAUAAACCUGCCCUUCCCCCUACUGUCCUUCCAGACCCGAAGAAAGACCUGUCCUUUCUCAAACCAUCCAGGCAAACCUCAAGCCAAUAUGUGGCAUCUGCCAUCAAUAAAUACACCCCAAAGCACCACAUGCGGCCCUCAGCUAAACCCAGCCAUGUCCCUAAUGUUCAAGCCUCCUCUGCUUCUUUGAGACUACAGACCUUUGAUUUCCAGAGAUCAGGCCCGUCCAUUAAAGUAAAUCCACACCAAUCCUCCCAGUCGUCUUUGUCAGAUAAUGACUUAGCUUCUAAAUCCAACCCGCCGGACCCUAAAAGGUCUGUGAGCUACCCAAAGUAUGGUUCAGACAGCCCGAGGGAUUUAGGAGAAGUGAGAUCGGACACGGGGAGAUUUGGAAGUGGUACUGGAUCCACCAAAGGAAGCUCUAAUACGCUGGAAACAGAAACCGCUUUGAAUAAGCACAUUCAGUCUGGAGGCCCCACCCAAAGAAACACGUUUGCCAGUAAUGACAGCAAUGGUUUUAAACAAAUUCGGCUCAGAAGCUCCAGCCCUGCACAAAGCAGUACUCUACACUCAUCUCCUAAACCCCCCACAGUGCUCCAGACUGUAUCCCAAGGCCUGGCAAGUAACAAGAAGGACGUGACCUCGGCGGCCGGCCAUCUGACCCCUGAUGCGGAAACACAGCCUUCUGUCACAGUGUCAGAAAAAGCAGUGACCCCUGGGCCUCUGCCGCCUACGUUGUUUGGGCCAGUUCAAAAGUUCAGACCAGUGAUUUCUAGAUCUGUUGACAAAGACACGAAUCUCCACAGCAGCCUGAUGGAGGCGAUCCAGACAGGCGGAGGCAGAGACAGGCUCAAGACGAUAACCAGCACAGGUCUCAGCAGCAUGAAGAAAGCCUCUUAUGUGGAGGAGGAGAAUGAGAGAUCUGCUCUUCUGGCUGCCAUUAGAGCCCAGAGCAGCUCCGGAAGGCUGAGGAAGACCAAAUCUGUGGUGGCUAAUGAGCUGGAGGAGGAGAGAGGUGCAAUCCCCCCUCCUCCCCCUCCCUCUUUCACUGGGACCGUUGUUCCCCUCCCACCACCGCCACCACUACCCAUUAUUGCACCUCCACCUCCUCCCCCUGUCUUGCCCCUGGCGAAGUCCAGCACGGUGGGGCAUCGAGGCGCUACCAGCCCCACGGACGCUGCCUUGGCCAGGGAUGCUAUGCUGGAGGCCAUUCGCUCUGGAUCAGCCGCUGAGAGGCUAAAAAAGGUGCCUGCACCCAAGAAGACACUCCAAGUGCGCGGCAGGCUGGGAAGAAUCCAAGCAUCCUCCUCUACGCUCCCUCUGCAGAAGCAAGGGAGGCCCACAUGACGGCAACAGGGAGAACAUUUACAAUUGUGAUCAAUGAACAAUGACCAAUUGAACGUUUUGGGGAGGUUUAUAUUUAAUGAGGAAUGACAGGAAUGACAAAUAAUAAUUUUUACAUGCCGUCCAGGUAAACUCGAUUAUUCAAACGGAGCGCAAUGCUUGAACUGAUGCACUAAUGCGCAAAGAAUUAACACACUUCUACUUGUACAUCUGAUGAAGGAUACAGGUCAAUGGUUUGCAGGUAAUUUUAUUCACAUUAUCUGAGCUGUUUAACAAUAGCACUGUUUCUAAAUUGUGCCAUCUGUAUUGGAAUUCAGUCGUUUUUACUGGAACACAAACCGUGUGCCAAUGAAAGCACAUUAAAAUGGUUUAUACUAUUUACCUAUCUUUUGUUUUCUUUUUUUUUGUUCCGAUCUGUGGUUUUUGUACUUACCAUAGUUAAGUUAUGGUUGCCUUAAACUGUCACUGUCAGUGUUAUGUAUAUUAUGUUUGCUGUAAAGAAUUAUAUAGCGGGUGCAAUAAGUUGAAUCUGAUCAUUUUUCCAGAUAUAACUGAUUUAUAUUUGUUUAAGAUAUUAGGAUAACACUUAAAUAGAUUUUUUUGAUUUCAUUGUGUAAAAGUGUAUUUGAUCCAGAUCUGGUCCAUGAUGCCAACCUCUCCAGUUCUCGGCCCUGAGGAGGAGUAAGAUGGUGGUGACUUGUGUCUUUAAGCUCAUUAGACUCCUGUUCUAGAUUCUAACCUUUUUGCUGCUGUUUAAAAUCAAAAUAAAUACUCACACAUGGUCAUACAAUGUAUACUUGUACAGUAGCAAUAUGACUGACCGUGCCCUCUGAUCUAACUUGGUGUGUUAUUAAGAAAUGAAGAUGAACACUGCCUUUGAUUGACAUUUGAGCAUUUUCAAAGCUAUUCUAUUAACGUUUGUCAUUGGUGGAUGUCAAAGACAAAAGGCACCAGUUUCACUAAUCUACAAGUCUCUACUAGUAUGUGAUGCUCGUAAAACAAUCAGCAGCUAGGAAAGCAGUAGUUAAGUUUAUCCGCGUCUUUGAUUUGGGCAAAUGUUUUUGUGCUCCAUUGCUGCAGUUGAAGGUUCAGGUGUAAAUGCUUGCUGCUGUCGAGUGCAAGAUACAUCUGAGAAAAGGGAGUUGGUGUCUUAGUUUCAUAGAGAUGAACCUUAAUUCAUUCUUUGUUUCAAAGCUCAAAAAUAGUUUUGCUAUUUCUUGUUUUUAACAUGAUAAUGAGAGUAAACAAAUAAUGAGCUCUUCUGGGGUUUUUUCACCGACUAUUUAAUCUCUGCUUGAUGGUUUCAUCUUAACGCAAUAGCCUACAGCACGUUGUAGCACUGUAAAUUUGGUACACAAAAGAAAGAUUGUUGCUGUUAAAGAUUUAUUUAAAUCUUUGGUAGAGAGACAUUUAACUGAUGGGGGUGAACCUUUUAUAAGCUAUUGUUUUUUAUGUGCACAUUGUUGCACAUUUUGUCUACCCCAAUUUUUUGAUUCAAUAAACAAUUUUGCAAUCAAGUGAAAA